Anopheles maculipalpis is the source of this 905-nucleotide messenger RNA. RefSeq names its product fatty acid hydroxylase domain-containing protein 2-like. Gene Ontology annotation, molecular function: C-4 methylsterol oxidase activity; iron ion binding. Gene Ontology annotation, biological process: sterol biosynthetic process. The transcript is spliced from 3 exons. Lineage: Eukaryota; Metazoa; Arthropoda; Insecta; Diptera; Culicidae. The record is from RefSeq and is a predicted model, not a curated record. The coding region runs from base 15 to 899 and encodes 294 amino acids.
ACACAUCAGCGAUCAUGUCGCUAACGGUGGAGCUGUUCGAUCUUCCGGCACACCAGUUCCGGAUGUUUUGGGGCGCAUCCGGCAGCCUGUGGCAAUCGCUGUGGGACCGCUUCCUAGACCUAACCGGUGAUAAUCCACUCGCCCUUUGGACCGUCGGCUCGUACGUGUACACCUCGCUGAUUUACUGGAGUAUCGGGCUCGUCUACACGCUGUUCGAUGUUACCGGGCGGCCCGGAUUUUUGCGCCGCUACAAGGUACAGCCCGGCACGAACGAACCGGUCGACAGUGGCCGACUGCGCACCGUCAUCCGGCAGGUGCUGUUCAAUCAAUUCUGUACCGGAUUCCCGCUUCUCUUUCUGAUGUACUAUCUGCUACCGGCACAAACGCGCGACAAUGUGCGCGAGCUGCCCACCUUCCUUACCGUCGUCUGGCAGCUGGCCGUGUGCAUUGUGAUCGAGGAGAUAAUGUUCUACUACAGUCACCGAUUGCUGCACGAUGGGCGCAUCUACCGGUACAUCCACAAGCGGCACCACGAAUGGACGGCCCCGAUCGCCAUUACCGCGAUGUACGCGCAUCCGAUCGAGAAUGUGCUGAGCAAUCUGCUACCGAUUGCGGUCGGUGUGUGGACGACCGGGUGUCACAUAUCGGUCGCAUGGCUAUGGUUUACGAUUGCCAUCUCGAACACGCUGCACGUACACUCGGGCUACCAUCUACCAUUUCUGCCCAGCCCUGAGCAGCACGAUUUUCAUCAUUUGAAGUUCAACCAGUGUUACGGUGUUUUGGGUGUGCUUGACUGGCUGCACGGAACAAACGAUAUGUUUCACCGUUCCAAACAGGCUAAGCGCGAUUACAUUCUGACCAAACUGGAACCGGUACGAGAAACCCAUCCCGACCAGUAAAGAAAA